AUGUUACUUCAAUCUGCGAUCGUCGCCCUAGGCGGCGCAACCCUAGCGGCUGCUGUCACUCCUCUCGAGGUUCAGGGUCAGCAGUUCGUCAACUCCAAGAGUGGUAACGCUUUUCAGAUUGUGGGGAUGGCUUAUCAGAUCGGCGGAAGUGCUGGUUACGACCCAAAGCAUGGGAAGGAUCCUCUCUCUAACGGUGACAUCUGCAAGCGAGACGCCGCUUUGAUGCAGGCUCUGGGUGUCAACACGAUUCGAGUGUACAACUUGGACCCUAAUCUAAACCACGACGAAUGUGCCAGCGUUUUCAAUGCUGCGGGUAUGUACAUGAUCAUUGAUGUGAACUCGCCCUUGGCAGGCGAGUCUCUGAACAGCGGUGCGCCUUGGGAGUCGUACUAUGCCGCAUACCUUAACAGGACCUUCGCCAUAGUUGAGGCAUUCAAGUCUUACCCUAACACCCUUGGGUUCUUCUCCGGUAACGAAGUCAUUGAUAACGUCAAGACUGGUGCUACCGUACCCCCUUACGUCCGUGCUGUCACUCGUGACCUCAAGAACUACAUCAAGAACCACGCCGACCGUGCGAUUCCCGUUGGCUACUCAGCUGCCGAUGUCCGUGAUGUCCUUGAGGAUACCUGGAACUACUUCCAGUGUGCUAUCGAUGGUGACGAGAACGACAUGUCCCGAGCCGAUAUGUUCGCUCUGAACAGUUACUCGUGGUGUGGCGACAGCUCUUUCCAGAAGUCUGGAUAUGACACCCUUGUUACUCUAUUCAAGGAUUCCUCCGUUCCUGUCUUCUACUCCGAAUUCGGUUGCAACACGCCUUCUCCUCGUGUUUUCACUGAGAUUGGCACCAUCUACGGACCGCAGAUGAUGGGUACUUUCGCUGGUGGUGUUGUCUACGAAUGGGCCCAGGAGGACAAUAACUAUGGUCUAGCUGAAUGCAACGACGACGGAACUGUUACACUCUUGGCUGACUACCACACUCUUCACGAUCAGUACAGCAAGGUUGACUUCAACAAGGUUCAGAGCGUCAAGGCUACUAGUAAGAAGGUGACGCCUCCUGAAUGCAAGGCCAGCUUGAUCAAGGAGAAGGGAUUCAACAACAACUUCACCAUUCCCGCCCCUCCCCCUGGAGCUCAAAAGAUCAUUGACAACGGUGUUUCGCCCAAGCCAUCCGGCAAGAUUGUUGACAUCACCGACUACUCCGUCAGCCACAAGGUUACAGACGUCGAUGGAAAGACUCUUUCGAAUCUCGCUGUCAAGCCACUUUCGGGUGACGAAAUCAACACCCCCAGUAGUGGCUCCUCUACCGGAUCCGGCUCGUCUGAGUCCGGCAAUGCUGCCCCUACUUUGGCGCCUCAGGGCCCCCUCUCCGCCGCCGCCAUCGCCAUCCCGGCGAUGAUCGCUCUGUCUUUCACAGCCGGGUUCACGCUGUUCUAG
This is a messenger RNA of Daldinia childiae, 1434 nucleotides long. RefSeq names its product 1,3-beta-glucanosyltransferase gel2. The record is from RefSeq and is a predicted model, not a curated record. Bases 1 to 1434 code for a protein of 477 amino acids. NCBI's taxonomy places the organism in Eukaryota, Fungi, Ascomycota, Sordariomycetes, Xylariales, Hypoxylaceae. Gene Ontology annotation, biological process: fungal-type cell wall (1->3)-beta-D-glucan biosynthetic process. Gene Ontology annotation, cellular component: fungal-type cell wall; cytoplasm. The transcript is spliced from 2 exons. Gene Ontology annotation, molecular function: 1,3-beta-glucanosyltransferase activity.